Molecule: messenger RNA, 840 nt
Organism: Histoplasma mississippiense
Lineage: Eukaryota; Fungi; Ascomycota; Eurotiomycetes; Onygenales; Ajellomycetaceae
Exons: 5
Coding region: 1-840 (279 amino acids)
Biological process (GO): late endosome to vacuole transport via multivesicular body sorting pathway
Cellular component (GO): multivesicular body
Source: RefSeq, a predicted model, not a curated record
AUGGCAACUGGUAUUCCGACGAAACUGAAAGCCGCGGAUAUCACCCGCUUUGUCACUCGAGCGUCGCAGCUCGAGAAAUUGAAGCCGGUGAUUUCAUAUUGGUGCAAUUAUUGGACUGUGAACCAAAUACUAUCAAAGGGACUCCACAAUACAGAUGGCGAAUGCCUAAAAUACACGACAGAUCUUAUGGAUAAGUUAGAGAAGUUCAAAUCCGAACACGCUGAUGAUGAUACCGUCAUCGAUGACGCUGCUGGACAGGCUUAUGUGGAGCAAUUUGGGUUGGAAACUUUCCAGCGGGCUGACAACGCUGUUCGGGCCAAUAAAGCUUCAUUACAAACUGCGGAUACGUUCCAAGCUGCGGCCACAUUCCUAGAGCUAUGCCAGAUAUGGGGGUCGAUAGAUCCAGAAACAGCUGCCAAGAUUAAAUUUGCAAAAUAUCACGCUUUGCGCAUUGCCAAAGCGCUUAAGGCAGGGGAGGAUCCGAAUUUAUCGAAUCCGUCGAUGGAGGAGGAGGAGGAAAACCUACGAGACGGGCCCACCUUGGACCCCAAUGAUCCUGAAGUUCAAGCGCUAAAUGGGAGCCCAUCACAAUCGGUGCCAGAAGUCAAACUACGACAACCGUCCGUAGAAGAUGUCCCGGAUGAGUUUGACAACGAGGAGCGAAGAUUAGCACAACAGUCACUCCUAAACGAAUCCCUCCACCCCUCCAGAGUCUCAUCUGUUCCCCCCACACGACGAGCUGAAUUAGGCAAUAUCACAGCUGCAUCUAGUACGGGCCUUCCAAGCCCACCCACGUACUCAGCUGUUCCCUUCAAAUCUCUCUCAAGCAUUGGUUCCUGA